UGCUUAAACUGAAAAAGCGAUGGUGUAUUGAUUUUCUUGCAGGUAACAAGAACUGAUUUCAGACAAAUCUGCAAGUGAUAAUGCUGGUAUAUAGCAGUUGUCAGUUCUUUUCGAUUGCGGUGAAAUGCUUUUGGCACUGUGGGUAAAUUUUGACCUGAUGGACCCAGAUAAUCAUGUAUUUAUAUCGUGGGAAGAGCACGUUGUUUCUCAGGGGAAGGGCCGUUGUGUUGUGCACUACUACUUGAAGGAUACCUCAGGGGAGUCAAUCCUUGCUGUGGUGGGUACUGAAAGAAGUACAAGGCACAUACUAUAUGUUGUCUCAGAGGACUAUUUGGGUGCUUUUGGGCAUACGAGUACCGUAAAUUCUGACACAAAGUGGCGUGCAAGAAAAGAGGUAGUGGAAUGGCUGACGUUUUUGAUUUCAAAGCUUCACCAAUCACCACCUAUUCCAGAUACUCCUAGAAGUGAAAAGAGAAGAAGUGCUUUAAUGGCUGGGCACAUAUCUGAUGAGGUCUCAAAACAUAUAACCCGACAAGAUCCUUCAAUGCAAGGACCUAGUGGGAGUAUAAGUGUCGAUGAGAGUAGCCAUUCUGGUAUCAGAAAUUCAAUUCCUGGUAACCAGAUAUCAAAAUCCAAACCACUAACUUACCCGAAGGUUGGCAUUCAACUUGUUGAGCCUCAAAAUAAGCUGUCUUUUGAAGUUGAUAACAACUUAGAGGUUCUUUGCCACGAUAGUGGCAUGAAAGGCUGCUGGUUCAGGUGUAAGGUCUUACGGGUAUCACAAAAACAUCUGAAAGUUCAAUAUGAUGGCAUCCAGGAUUGUGAUGGUCCUGAAAAGCUUGAGGAAUGGAUUCCUUCCAACAUAGUUGCAGGCUCUGAUAAAUUGGGCAUGAGAUGCACAGGACGCCUAACAGUUCGGCCCCGGCCUCUGGAGGACUCUUCUGACUAUUCUUUUGAAGUAGGAUCUGCUGUUGAUGUUUGGUGGUCUGACGGGUGGUGGGAAGGUGUUGUUACUGGAUUUGAUGUCUGUAGAAGCGGUCAUCUUCCGGUUUACUUCCCUGUAGGUGAGAACAUAUUAUUGGAGAUCCAAAGGAAGAACGUGAGGACUUCAAGAGAUUGGGUUGAUGACAAAUGGGUUGAAGUUGAGGGAAAGAAAGACAUAAAGUUGUUCAUUAGCUUGAGUUUAACUUAUGUAUCCAGGUGCAGUAUCAAAGAUCCGGGGAACUGCGAAAAUCAGAUGGCUCCCAAGCUUGUGGCACCUGAAGACAACAAAAUGGCGUCAACUUCUAAACACUCAGCGGAGAAGCAAGACACUGAUGUGCUUAAACUGAAAAAGCGAUGGUGUUUUGAUUUUCUUGCAGGUAACAAGAACUGAUUUCAGACAAUUCUACAAGUGAUAAUGUUGGUGUGUAGCAGUCGUCAGUUCUUUUUGAUAAUGGUGAAAUGCUUUUGGCACAGUGGGUAAAUUGACUUGUAACUCUCAGUGCUGCUCGAUUUGCCUUUGUAAAUGUACAGGUCUUUGACAACAAAACUUGGUAAAGUCAUCUUAUAUAACUUGGGGAUUAUAGGCAAGUACUCUUCUAUCGGAAACAAUUUCCACAAGAUAGGGAUAAGGUCUGUAUACACUACCCUCCUCGGACCCCAUUUAUGGGAUUAUACUGAGUAUGUUGUUGUGUUUUGCUAAUUGGCCUAGAAGUUGGCAUCCUCUUGUAUUGUACACUCUCUCAUCAGAUAUGUAUAAAAAUUGUAGCUUUAUGAA
Messenger RNA from Solanum dulcamara, 1759 nucleotides. RefSeq lists its product as uncharacterized. NCBI's taxonomy places the organism in Eukaryota, Viridiplantae, Streptophyta, Magnoliopsida, Solanales, Solanaceae. Bases 125 to 1375 code for a protein of 416 amino acids. The record is from RefSeq and is a predicted model, not a curated record. The transcript is spliced from 5 exons.